AGCUUCCUUCCUCUUUUUACUUAUAAAUAAGAAAACAAGUUGUAUAUUGUUUCAUCUACACACUUUCAAUAUUAUCGUUUUUGCACAAUUAACACGUUUCAUUAUCCGUACGCAAAUUCCAACUUAAAUGAAAGACACGUGUCGCUCUCUUGAAAGACAAAUUAUUUAUAUCGUUAAUUAUUUUUCGUCGUCUCUUUUCAUUUUUUUCUAUUUUGCGUACGUACCCAAAAAUUCCUCUUUCUGUCCCCCAACGCCUCAUCAAUUGUUCUUGAUAUUUUGACAAUGUACCCUGUCGAAUGAAAAUGAAUCUUCCUAUUUGAAUCAUGUUUGACCGGCGUCCUUUGUUGUAGUUGUGUUUCCUUUUAUCCCUCACUCAAGGACGGGCCCGAAGAAUCCAUAUAACGCCCACGUUUUAUGUGCUGCGGGGGUGGCGGGGCGGAUGCAGGUAGAAGGACGAAAAUAUGCCCACUGCGUGGUCCGGUGUGGCUGGGAUUUAAAAACGGACUCAGCAAAUCACGUCGCAGAUAGCAUCCGACCGGUGAACGGCACGAAUGGAGUAUAGCGCCUACCUAAGGACAACGCUCCGGGCGAACGUUAAGUGAAUGCUCAGUUUAAAUGCGGCGGCCGAGUAACACGUGUCGCCUGACCGUACUCCGAUGGUUCUCAUCACUCGACGCAACAAUUCCCGGCGCGAUCUAAUUCUGAGAUAAUCGGGACGACACUAACGUAUCAGCCAUGAAGCCAAUCCUGUACAAAGUCGAAACGUACAUCAUGCCCGAAACGGAGAACUUAUCGGUGAUUAAUGAGAUCGAUAAUCUGACAGCCGGGAAGUUUAGUCUCAGCAGCGAAAGCGUGUUCAGAAAUAACGCGCAAACCGAGGAAGAUGCGUCGCACGCUUCGUACAAUAAAUGCGACGAAUUCGCCAUGUUCUCUGCCGAGAACAGCAAGCUGAUAGGUAUAAAAAUCGUGAAAAGCGUAACGAACGAGACUCUCAACGACGAAAAUUGCGAUGAGGAAGUCUUAAAACAUUAUACCAAUGACAAUUUUUGUCGUUCCAAGGAGCGCCUGAGCGUACAAAAACCGGAGUUUCAGGCGUCGAUUGGGCCGCAGGAGGCGUUGUACCCCGCGAGACAAUUCAGCCGAGUCAACAGUUUGACGUCGAUUGACGAGAAAAGCGAGAGCUCGUUGGACAAGCUGGCCGACCUGUGUCAUCACGGCUUCAAGAACGGCUGCACCGCGUCGAUCCCGUCGCCCGAGGAAGUCAGCGAGGAGGUCUUCAGGAAGAAUUGGCUGCAGAAAAUCGAGGUCCUGAGACAUCGCGAAGCCAUCCUGCGAGAGAAGGAGAUAAAUCUGCAAAAGAGAGAAAGGGAGUUGUUCAGGAGGGAGAAGGAGCUGAGAAUCACGGAGAGAAUCUUCAAUGAUAAAGUCAGACAGAUAGAGCAGCAUUUAAGAGACCAAGAGGACAAGAUAGUGGGAAAGAGGCUGGAGGCAGCAGCGCGAAUUUUGUACGAGGUUGAGAAAUCCGACUAUCUAUCGGAAGAACAAAUUCCGAGGAAAGAAGAUACUUCAAAAGAGGAAGAGAUCGCGAAGAAGAAAGAGCUUCCGAAAAAAGUAGAGAUUCCGAAAAAGGUAGAAAUUCCAAAAAAUUGUCAACCUGUCGUGACGAAGAAAGAAGAUGUUUCGAAGAGGGAAGAGGUUCCAAGGAGAGAAGAGGACCCGAGAAAAGUAGAGAUUCCGAAAAAGGCUGAGAUUCCAAACAAUCCUCACCUUCUCGCGCCUACCGCACACAUCACCAAUCCAUGUGAGAGGAAGGAAGAAUAUAAUAGAAGUAAAACAACGUAUCCGAUCCGUUCAGGCGCAUCGUCGAGGAAAUCUUCGAGGAGUCACUCAUAUGCUAGCAUAAAGUACAAAGAGCGACCUAUGAUAAAUCGUGACGACAUGAACUCGACGUUGUCAGCCGCUAGCGUGGACUCGCAGGACGUGCGAACGUCGGUGUGGUUUAAUCCGGCGCUUUACAAAAAGCCGCACGCAUUCACGAGAUCGGCGAGCGAGCGAAGGACCAGGCACAAGGAUACCGCGGGGAAGCUGCAGCAAGUAGUCGAGAUGCCUGAGCACCUGAUCGAAGAGGACAAAAUCUUCCGUAAAGUCAGCGAUAAUAUAUGCGCCUUGCAGAAGAAGGAGACGAGAUUCCAGAAUUACGGGCUCGUGGAUUGCGUUCCGGCCGGAAGUUCGACAGAAUGUAACUCUCAAGAGAAGCUGUCCUCGUAUCUCGACAUAGAAAUUGGCGAGAAAAGUAGCCAUCGUCAAAGUUUGGCCAGCGUUUACAAGGAGAGGCCGGUGUCCUGGGCCAGCGAGAUGAACGAAUUGCAGCAAAACAAACGUCUGGUGUACGAUAUAGCGACCAAGCAGUUUACUGAGAACAAGGAGAACGCCGUGUGCAAUACGCACUCCACCGUGGAGACUUUGGCGAAGCCUAAAAAGUCGAAAAAAUUCUUCCUAUUUCGUUAGAGCAUUUAUGAUACUAUUGAUAAAUACGGUAGCGUCUAGAACAGACAUGGCCGAUCUACGAUCCGCGACAGUCUUAAAAAUAAAAAAUUAAGGAUGGAAAAGACCCUAAAGCUAGCUUUAAUUUAACAUUAAAACCAGUUUUAGUAUUUCUUCUUAGAAUAAGGAACAAAUUUUAAUAUUUUUAAGACUGUUUCGGGCCCGCGAAGAGCUUGAAAAUUUAGAAUGCGACUCGAAAGAGGUUGGCCAUGCCUGGUCUAGAGCGAGUCUGUUGGGUGAUAACACGAGGACUGGUUCUACGCUUAUCGUUUCCGAGUUUGACAAGAAUCUUCGGACGAUGCGACGAUCUCAAUUUAGUAUAAUGUAAAUUUAAUGUGAGUUGUAAGUUUGUAUAUACAUUGAUUUCAUUAUGUUAACAGGGUAAUUCUGUAUGUACUGCCUAAUCAUUGUGAAGUCCUCGCAGUGAUCAUGAAGCUACAGAUACAUGUCGCAAUUAUAUUUAUGUAUUAAUU
This is a messenger RNA of Vollenhovia emeryi, 3017 nucleotides long. Its product is annotated as trichohyalin-like. NCBI's taxonomy places the organism in Eukaryota, Metazoa, Arthropoda, Insecta, Hymenoptera, Formicidae. The record is from RefSeq and is a predicted model, not a curated record. The transcript is spliced from 3 exons. Bases 736 to 2508 code for a protein of 590 amino acids.